CGUGUACAGCCACUUCCGGUUCUGCAGGAAAAACACUCGUGAAGUUUGUGAACGGGGGAACGAACACGAGAUGGGCUGAACCGAACCACUUCAGCGAUAUUAAACCGACCGCUUCUGGUAUCGGAGAGAGGGGUAAUGUGUAGUUGGACGAGAGUAGGACAUGCCUUACGUGGACCGGCAGAACCGCAUUUGCGGUUUCCUGGACAUCGAGGAUGUAGAGAACAGUGGCAAGUUCCUACGGCGGUAUUUCAUCUUGGAUACGCAGCAGGGUAGUCUGGUCUGGUACAUGGACAACCCACAGAACCUACCAGUAGGUGCCAAACCCGUGGGUUCACUGAGUCUUCCCUACAUAUCCAAGGUCAGUGAUGCCACUAAACAGAGGCCAAAGGCGGAGUACUGCUUUGUCAUAAAUGCAGUAAUGCGGAAGUAUUUUCUUCAGGCUAAUGAUCAGCAGGAUCUAGUGGAUUGGGUCAACGCGCUCAACAAUGCAACUAAAAUCACAGUACCCAAGUCCUCUGAUGGCGUUCAGGCUGAGAGUCAGAGGUUGGCGUCUAAUGGCAACAAGAAACAGGGCCCGUACAAAACGGAAAUUAUUGCAGGAGUGGCUGUUGUCACACCAACACAGGACGGAGAGGGGGGACACGGGGUUGCAGGAGAGAAGAUGGCCUUGAGGAAGACUCCCCAACAGCACAGUAGAGUAGCACAGGAUCACAGCGCGAUUAAAGCAGGAUUCUGCGUCAAACAGGGUGCACUGAUGAAAACCUGGAAACGGAGAUAUUUUGUUCUGGAGCAGAACUCCAUGAGUUACUUCAAGUCUGAGCUGGAGAAAGAUCCUUUACGAAUAAUUUCUCUGAAGGAGGUGCAUAAGGUGCAGGAAUGCAAACACAGUGAAAUAAUGAUGCGAGACAACCUUUUUGAAGUUGUAACAACCUCCAGAACAUUUUAUAUCCAGGCUGAUAGCCCAGAGGAGAUGCACAGCUGGAUCAAGGCUAUUUCAGGAGCCAUCGUGGCUCAAAGGGGCCCGGGCCGAUCCGCAGCCUCUAUGCGUCAGGCCAGAAGGCAUUCAAGCCCUUGUAUUCAGAGGUACACGCCACGUGUCACUCAAGGCAGCACGAGCACAUUGUUGGCAGUUCCUGUUUCUACCGCCAGCACGCGGGUCACAUCGGCCCCUGUGCGCCCAGCCCUGCCGUGUCAGGUCCCACGAGGGUUGGCGUGGGACAGCGAGCACUUCAUGAGCCUGCUGCCCUUACCCCGCCCACACGCCCGCCUGUCACUGCAAGAAACCCGCCUCUCCAAGUGACACACGAAUCGCCCUGGCGCCGCCGCAGCAGCUUCGGGAUGUGCGACGCGUCCUCGCUGAAACCCGACUCGGAUUGUGCGGAUCUGCCUGUCAGUGAAGUCUGACAGUUAUGCGUCAAACUUUUACCUCUGGCCCAAAUACCCAACUGGAUCCAAACUGACUGGAUGUAACCUGUCGACCAAGUUCAAAAUCAUAAAACAGGCGGAAAAUCGUUUUCUUCUGAGUCAUGUAGGUCAGAAAUUAAGCCUAGGGUACAACACUACAACAAACACCAAAGGUUCUUUAAAGUACCUCCUGCUCUUUAAGCUUCUAUUCACUUCUUUUCUGCAUUGACACAAGAAAGUAGCAGAAAGUAAGGAAGAAAUGAAUGGAAUAUUUAAAGGCAAACCGGGAGAAAUAAUGAACUUUGUUCUUGUUAUGGACACCUGAAAAGAAUAAACACAUAUGGGAAUAUGUUGGAGGGCUGUGUCUCAACUGUGACUAAAUGGAUGGAGAUUCUUAUCCUAACCACAGAUGGGGAGGGGAAGUCUUUGAUUUAGUGCUCCAGUCCAAAAAUUCCCAAAUGUUUCCGGACGUUUUCUUGUAUUUUUUUCUGUACAGCAUUCUAUUUUCUCUUAUGUACUGUUAAUGUGACUAACUAUUCCUGUGGACUAAGCUGGGGUUUAUUUUGACUGACAGUCUAUUUACCUUUAUUUUAUUCAAACGUAUGCAUUGGUAUGGGUGAAUUCUUGUAACUGUAAUUCUUGUUUGUGUCCACUAAACAUUUGUGGAUAUAAUCCACAGGUUUUUAAAUAAUUUAAUAGGCUUUAUACAGUAGACAGUGCAUUGAUGCUGUGUAAUUGUUAAGGUCCUUGUUAUAUAGUGGCCAUUUGCCUUUUAUUGUAUGAUUGUAUUUGUGUGUGCGUGUGUGUGUAUGUGUGGUUCCUCUGCUUUAGAAUUGUUCAUAUUGUUGCCUUGUGUGUUUUAGGGAUUUAAAUAUGACUACUAUGCCUGUUGACAAAAUGCUUUUCAGUGUGUUUUAUAUCAUUGCACUGUGAUCCGUGUCCCUCUGUGUCACCUGAGUUACCUGCUAAGGUCCUAAAAGGCUGUCUAAAGCAGUGCCUGUGCCUUUAACUAUUAGAGGUCUGGCAAUUUUAGCCCUUUUCUUUUUUUCUGUAACAGUUUUAAUAUUGUUGGUUUGUAUUAUUUAUUAUAAGAACAUGACAAGGCAAUAAACCUGUUCUAAACUUA
Messenger RNA from Paramisgurnus dabryanus, 2530 nucleotides. The record is from RefSeq and is a predicted model, not a curated record. Lineage: Eukaryota; Metazoa; Chordata; Actinopteri; Cypriniformes; Cobitidae.